CCAGUCAACACAACACGACUCUUGUCAAAUUUGUGUUAUUUUUCGGCCGCAGUAAAAUUUUGUUACAAAAAUGAAAGAAUAUCCAAAAUUUUCUGCCAAUUUACGCACGAAUACAUAUUUAGAAAAGAAAAGAGAUUUAAAUACCAUCAAUAAUAAAUAUAUUGAAUCAUUAAGAAAAACAUUAUUCAACAAUGAUGAAAUAGCUCUCCUCCUCGAAUCCAAAUCACCAACCAUAAAAAAUCUUUUUAAAGAAUUAAAAAAAGUCAUAUCCGAAUCAAUUGGUGAAGAAAAUACUCAGGUAAUUGAUGGAGCUUGUUUAAUUUUCUUAAAUUUAUACAAAGAUCAAAAACUAAUUAAACGAAGUCAUUUAAGUGAAAUCAAAACACUUUUUGGCUCACUACUUGAUCAAUCCAAUAAUCGUAUAUUCCAAUUAGUCCAAGAAAUAAGUAAACAUUUAAAUGAUGAUGAUUGGAUUGUUAUUGAACGACAUUCAAAACGAUCAAAUGGCAAAGAAUUACCAAAAACCUAUUGGGGUUCUGAAAUUCUUGUUAAAUUCCCAACUUUCAAAUAUAACAAUGUUGGCAGUUUGCAAGAUAUUUCGCCCGAUCAAGCGAAAAAGAAAAAUCUAUCCAAAUUGUCUUUGGCCUAUCGAAUUGAAGAAGAAGACGAUUUGAGUGAUCAACUCUUCAAAAUAGGGAAUCAAACUUUAUGUAAAAAAGUCUUACAUUUACUUAAAUCUAAAGAAAACAACGAUGGUAUACAAAAUGAUCUUUGCGAACUAAUUGGCUUUGAGAAUUUCGACCUUUCAUUGAAAAUUCUUGCAAAUCGUGAAAAAGUCUUGGAAAAACUUGAUUCUGGGAUUGGUAACAGUGGCGGCGUUGAAAAACGUCCUAAAAGAAAAGAUAUUCCCACUUCUCGAUCGACUGAAAUGCGACCAACUGUUGCAUCAUCAGUCGUUGUCCAAUCAGCUCUUGAAAGAGAUAUUUCCCGACAAACUCGUCGAGAUGAAAAGAAACUCAAUCGAGUUCUUAAAUCUGAUGAUCGUUCCACAAUGUCUCUGAGCACAACAAUAAAUCCCAUACAACUUCGUCUCCAACAGCAACAAAAAAUGUUGGAAUCUGUUAAAAAACAACCUGUCUUAAGUACGACUAAAAAACUAUUUAACUAUGAAACUCCAGCCAUUCCAAAUUAUCCCUAUGUCUUUGAUAGUCAAUUGCUACUUAAACAAAGUGCUGCUUUUAUUGGAGGCAGUAAGAUAGCCCUCUCUGAAUCGGCUCAGAGAAUCGAUACAAAACAAUAUGAAGAAGUUAAAAUUCCUGCGACAGCAUUGGAAUCCCUCACAGUUGGCCAAAAUAGAGUAAAAAUCAAAGAUUUAGAUGACAUUGGUCAGUUAGCAUUUCGUAAUAUUGAAGAACUUAAUCGUAUUCAAUCGGUGGUAUUCUCCACUGCAUAUUACUCAAAUAAUAACAUGUUGAUAUGUGCUCCAACUGGAGCUGGUAAAACGAAUGUGGCAAUGUUGACAAUUGUUGCUACAAUUCGAUCUCAUUUAGAAAAUGGAGUUAUCAAUCGGGAUGCAUUUAAAAUUGUCUAUAUUGCUCCGAUGAAGGCAUUGGCAUCGGAGAUGGUUGAUAAUUUUCAAGAACGUUUGAAACCAUUGCAUAUAAAUGUUCGAGAGUUGACAGGUGAUAUGCAAUUGACCAAGACAGAAAUGCAACAGACGCAUAUACUUGUCACAACUCCAGAGAAAUGGGAUGUGGUAACUCGUAAGGGAGUUGGUGAUGUGGCAAUUAUCAGUCUUGUAAAGCUGUUGAUCAUUGAUGAAGUACAUUUGUUGCAUGGAGAACGUGGACCGGUUGUAGAAGCUUUAGUCGCGCGGACAUUGAGAUUAGUAGAAUCAUCACAAACUAUGAUUCGUAUAGUUGGCUUGUCUGCCACUCUGCCCAAUUAUAUUGAUGUUGCUCAUUUCCUUCGUGUUAAUCCAAUGAAGGGACUAUUCUAUUUUGAUAGUCGAUUCCGACCUGUGCCUUUGGAUACAAAUUUUGUUGGUGUCAAGGCUGUUAAGCCAAUGCAACAGUUGGCAGAUAUAGAUGAUGUUUGUUACAAUAAAUGCCUCGAAAUGGUUCAAAAAGAUCAUCAAGUUAUGGUUUUUGUACAUGCUCGUAAUGCAACUGUUAGAACUGCUACAAUGUUGAGAGAAGUUUCUGGACAGAAAAACCAUAGUUCAUUGUUUUUACCCCAGAAUUCAGCAGGUUGGAAGCUGGCCGUUCGGAGUAUAACGAGAAGUAAAAAUAAACAACUUGUUGAAUUGUUCCAAUGUGGAAUUGGUAUUCAUCAUGCUGGUAUGCUUAGGACAGACAGGCGAUUGGUGGAGAAAUAUUUUGCCGAGGGUUAUAUAAAGGUCUUAAUUUGUACGGCAACACUUGCCUGGGGUGUUAAUUUACCUGCACAUGCUGUCAUUAUAAAAGGAACUGAUAUAUAUGAUUCUAAACAUGGAUCGUUUGUGGAUCUUGGAAUUUUAGAUGUAUUGCAAAUUUUUGGAAGAGCUGGUAGACCGCAGUAUAACACCAGUGGAAUUGGUACAAUCAUUACCACUCACGACAAACUUAAUCAUUAUCUUUCCCUUCUAACCAAUCAGUUUCCGAUUGAGUCUAAUUUCAUACAAUGUCUUGCUGAUAAUCUCAAUGCGGAGGUAGCAUCAGGAACUGUAACAAAUAUUGAUGAAGCUGUUGAAUGGCUUAGUUAUACUUAUCUCUUUGUUCGAAUGAGGAUUAAUCCACAUUGUUAUGGAAUUGAAUACAGUGAAAUUCAAAAGGAUCCUCUGCUAGAGAGUAAACGGAGGAUGUUGAUUACGACAGCUGCAAUGAGUUUGGAUAAAGCUAAGAUGAUUCGUUAUAAUAGUCGAACAGAUGAUUUGAGUAUUACGGAAUUGGGACGUACUGCAUCGCAUUUCUAUAUAAAAUAUGACACAGUCGAGAUUUUCAAUGAAUUGCUGAAACCUUUUAUGACUGAAGCUGAUAUAUUUAAUAUGAUUUCACAAGCUCAAGAAUUCCAACAAUUGAAAGUUAGAGAUGAUGAAUUGGAAGAACUUGAUGAAUUGAGACAUUAUGCUUGUAAGCUUCCAGGACAUGGUGGAUCUGAUGAUGUUCCAGGAAAAGUAAAUAUUCUUCUGCAAACUUAUUUAUCGAGAGGUUAUAUUAAAUCGUUUUCACUUGUCUCGGAUAUGUCGUAUAUCGUUCAAAAUGUUGUGAGAAUAGCUCGAGCUAUAUUCACCAUUGUUUUGCGGAAUAAUAAUGCAAUAUUAGCUGGAAGAAUGUUACAAAUCAGUCAGAUGUUUGAGAAACAAAUAUGGAAUACUGAAACGCCUCUUCGUCAAUUUACUUGCUUACCUCAUGAAAUUAUUGAAAAAGUCGAAAGUCGUGGUUUAAGUUUGUAUACUUUGAAGGAAAUGAAUUUUAACGAAACAAAAGAUAUCAUUCGUAAUCAGAGACAUGCUUCAUUGGUAUUGCAAUGUGCCAAUGAAUUUCCUAUUCUAGAAAUGGAUGUUUCUCUUCAGCCAAUAACACGAACUGUGUUACGAAUUAAAAUCGAUAUUUGGGCUAGUUUCACUUGGAAUGAUCGAGUUCAUGGUAAAACGAGUGAGAAUUUUUGGCUUUGGAUUGAAGACCCAGAAACAAAUUAUAUAUAUCAUUCAGAAUUUGUUCAAAUUCUGAGAAAAACUGUUAUAACUGGACAAAAGCAAAGUAUUGCAAUGACAAUUCCAUUGCGAGAACCAUUGCCAUCACAGUAUUUUGUACGAAUAACAAGUGAAACUUGGUUGGGUAGCAAAACUGUCUAUCCACUUAGCUUUAAGCAUUUAAUUUUACCCGAACAUAGUCCACCAUUAACAGAAUUACUGCCAUUGCAACCAUUAGCAGUGAGUGCCUUAAAGAAUCGUCAAUAUGAAUCACUAUAUUCGUUUACACAUUUCAAUCCAAUUCAAACACAAAUAUUUCAUAAUCUCUAUCAUACUGAUAAUAAUAUUUUGCUUGGAGCACCGACUGGUUCGGGGAAGACUAUUGUUGCGGAAAUUGCAAUCUUUAGGGCAUUUGAAAAGGACAAGAGGGCUAAAGUUGUUUAUAUCGCUCCUCUAAAAGCGCUGGUUAAAGAAAGAAUAAAUGAUUGGAAGAUAAGAUUUGAAAAGAAGUUGAGGAAGAAUGUUGUUGAAUUAACUGGUGAUACAUCGCCAGAUAUUCAAGCUAUUCAAAGGAGUCAAGUUAUUGUGACAACUCCGGAGAAAUGGGAUAGUAUCAGUCGAUCGUGGCAGACCAGAGAUUAUGUAAAGGACGUCGUUCUAAUAGUUAUCGAUGAAAUUCAUUUGCUUGGUGAAGAUCGUGGGCCUGUUAUCGAAGUCAUAGUUUCUCGUACAAAUUUCAUAACAUCGAAUACAAAAAAAGCAAUUCGAAUAAUUGGACUUUCAACUGCUUUGGCCAACGCUCAAGAUCUUGCUGGAUGGUUAGGUAUACAGAAAACUGGUUUGUAUAAUUUCAAACCUUCGGUUAGACCUGUUCCAUUGUCGGUACAUAUAAAUGGUUUCUCUGGGAAACAUUAUUGCCCCCGAAUGGCAACUAUGAAUCGGCCAGCAUAUCAGGCAAUACGAACGUACUCACCAUCAACACCGGCUAUUAUUUUUGUUUCAUCAAGAAGACAAACAAGAUUGACUGCCUUAGAUCUAAUUACUUAUGUAGCUGGUGAUGAUACGCCUAAGCAAUUUCUUCAUGUGUCGGAUACAGAAAUUCAAGAAAUUCUCUACAACAUCAAAGAUUCCAAUUUAAAAUUCUGUCUUGCAUUUGGAAUAGGUCUUCAUCAUGCUGGUCUAUCGGAAAAUGAUCGAAAAAUUGUAGAAGAUUUGUUUCUCAAUCGAAAAAUUCAAAUUCUUGUUGCAACGGCUACUUUGGCUUGGGGUGUUAAUUUACCUGCACAUUUGGUUGUAAUAAAAGGAACUGAGUUCUUUGAUAGUAAGACUAAAAAAUAUGUUGACAUGCCAAUCACUGAUGUAUUGCAAAUGAUGGGACGAGCUGGACGACCACAAUUUGAUAAUGAAGGUGUUGCAGUUGUUUUCGUUCAUGAUGUUAAAAAGAAUUUCUAUAAAAAGUUUCUAUACGAUCCAUUCCCGGUGGAAUCGAGUCUUUUGAAUGUAUUACCAGAUCAUAUUAAUGCUGAAAUUGUAUCUGGAACGGUAUCAACAAAAGAAUCUGCUGUUGAAUAUAUUACAUGGACAUAUUUUUUUAGAAGAAUUUUACAAAAUCCAACUUAUUAUAAUUUGGAAAGUGUUGAACCUCAACAAAUGAAUAUAUUCUUGUCGACACUGAUUGAGAAAUGUUUGAAUGAGCUAGAAGUUGCUGCUUGUAUAUCGAUAUCGAAAAAUCAACUUAUACCAACAUUUUUGGGCAGAAUAUCAUCGUUUUAUUAUCUUUCUCAUCAUACGGUUAAACAUUUUCUAGAUGAUAUAACAUUUGAUAUGAGUAUAAGAGAUUUGAUGAUUGCUUUAGCGGAUUCAUAUGAAUUUGAUCAACAACCUGUGCGACACAAUGAGGAUGGUCUCAAUGAAGAACUAGCAAAGCUUUGUCGAUACAAGCCAAAUUCACCAAGCUACGAUUCACCAUACACAAAAACGUUUCUUUUGCUACAAGCUUAUCUGAUGCGUUUGCCUUUACCCAAUUCGGAUUACUUAACAGAUACUAAAUCUGUAUUAGAUCAGGCGUCACGUGUUCUGCAGGCUAUGAUGGAUUAUACUGCCGAACGCGGAUGGCUAACAGUAACUUUAAGACUGCAAAUUUUAUACCAGUGCAUAAUACAAGCUAGAUGGUACGAUGAGCCAGUGUUUUUAAUCUUACCAAACGUCACGGACAGCAACAUCGAUUGCUUCUAUAAAAUAGAUACCAGUCCAUUCCAGCCUGACAAAUUGAGUUUACCAGUUUUAAAAGAAGUUAGUAAAAAUAACUACGAACGUUUAGCUCCUCUAAGGGAAAAUUUUGAUGAACCUGAGAUUGAGAAUAUUUAUCAGAUCAUUCAAAAUUUCCCUGAGUUGUUUGUUGAACUUCAAUUACAACAAAGUUCUGAUGACGAAGAAAAUUCCAUCCAAACAAUCAAUCCAGAAAAAAAUGAAUGGCUUGAUAUAAGUGCAAAUGAGACGUAUGUUAUAUGUGCUCGUUUAGUUAGAGGUUCGAAUAACAAUACGAAUGUGUAUUGCCCUAAAUAUCCUAAACCAAAGCAUGAAGGAUGGUUUCUUACGCUUGGUUCACAACAAAAUAAUGAACUUUUGGCUAUGAAGCGUGUGGCUGUUGGACGUGGUUCUGCAAUACAUCGUUUAUUUUUCCAAGUGCCACCAAGCAAGGGAAAAUUAAUCCUUACUUUGUAUGUAAUGUCGGAUUGCUAUUUGGGUUUAGAUCAACAAUUCGACAUCAAGCUUAAUAUUGUGUAAUAUUUAUUUUUUUUUGUAAAUAAUCCAAAUAAAUAACUUGAAUUAAAAAAAUGCAAUAGAAUAUGUAA
This is a messenger RNA of Episyrphus balteatus (marmalade hoverfly), 6528 nucleotides long. It is a transcript of the gene obe, whose product is annotated as activating signal cointegrator 1 complex subunit 3. The transcript is spliced from 6 exons. Lineage: Eukaryota; Metazoa; Arthropoda; Insecta; Diptera; Syrphidae. Gene Ontology annotation, molecular function: ATP hydrolysis activity; nucleic acid binding; ATP binding. The record is from RefSeq and is a predicted model, not a curated record. Bases 71 to 6460 code for a protein of 2129 amino acids.